CCUUCUGGGCUUUAUGUCAAGAAUAGAACAAUAAGAAGUGGAGCAGUGCCCUGAUAUCAGCUCAUGCUGCUGUUUGCUCAAAUACUGGCCUUUUCUUCAUUACUUUUCUCAAGACACCGCUGUGGAGACCUGCACUAACUGCCUUCAGGAGUGUAGAUGUGCCGGUGCGCAGCAGAAUGAGCCGGAGGAAGAGGAGGAACAGCCGCAGGAGGAAGAGCUCCAGCAGCAGUAAACAAUGCAUCUCUCCAUAUAAUUUCCAAAGGCAAACUGUGAUGGACGCUGUGGUUCAUGGGGAGGAUUUUGCAGAGAAGGGAGAAACGGACUCUUUCUGUAAAGAACAUAUAGUGUCAGAGUCUGAAGAUGAGAAAGAGACAGAGGCUCCAAGCAUGGAGAAAGAAAACGAAUCCACGAGUAAUGAAGAUUUCUUCGAAGACAGACAGAUGAGGGACAGGCAAAUGCCAAUCUCAGAAUCAGUGAGCAGAGAUCCGGGGUUGAAGAUAACUCAUUCACUGACCUUCGAUAAUUUUGGACUGACUUCUCCCAGAGUUGUGUUUGAACGGUGCCAUGAGGCUCCUCUAGGAGGAGCAGUUAGCAGUGUGAUAGCUGUUACAACCACUGAGGUCAAGUGCAUGGGCCCGAACGUGAGGCUUGAGAUCAGUGAAGUAGUGACGUCAGAUGAUUCAAACUUCAAGACGACCGUUACCUUUCAAAACGACAGAGGAGAAGAGACUCAUUUCACAAGCCGAAUGGAGAAACAUCAGAAUCACAAAAAUCCCCAAAUCUACUCAUGGACUCAACAUGGAGCACAUUACCAACAAAAUGUAAGCUAUAAGAUUAGCAUCGCAGAGCUAAAUGCGGAGUCGUCAUGCGCUUCCAAGAGCCAGAGCUCAUGGGAUGAUCCUGAAGAAGUGGCUUGCCGUAAAAGCUGCUGUAAAAAUAACUUUCAUUGGGGUGGCCAAACUGACACUGAUUUCACUCUGGUCGAUGGAUCUUCCCGAUGUUCAUCGCUCUCAGAUUUUUGGCAACGUCAGAAACAGCCAUCACUGCCUACCAGCCCCAGUAAUGAGGCAUUAUGGGAUAUCCCUCCACCUGAACAAUUCGCUGAUGGGAACAGCAGUGCAUUGGAUGUUCUUGCAGAAAAUGUUGCGUCAUGUCAGAUCAGUCCCAGAGAAAACUUCAUUAACCAAGACAACAUCAAUUGCACACAAACAGCGUCUGAGGUCCCCUUAUGCAAAGAGUUUAUCCGCCAGAAUACAUUGGAGGAGAAUAAUGAGCCAAGGUACUGUGAAGAACUAUCUGAAGCAAGUCCUCAUGAACAUUUAUUCAUGAGCCCCAGAGUUUCAAUCAACAGAUCCUCUUUCACUAAAAACUUUAUCAACAAUCAUGAAAGAAAGACACGCUUGCGCAACAACAGCAUUGCCAUUCUAGAAACCAAAACACAUCCUGCAGGCUACAUGGAGAUACCUCCCAAAAGACGAAAGACUUUCCCAGGAGUAUCGUAUCUUAUGAGCCAAGCCAGAGACAGCAUUCCCUCAUACAGAGAGUCGUUUUCUUCUGGCACGCUGUCUUCCUUCUUCAUGCAGUCUCUUCCCUGUCAAGCAGAGAAGAUGGGCAGAUUCUUUGCAGAAGAUGAAAGACUCCGUCCAGUUGGGAGUCGCAAAUCUUCCAGUAGCAGUAGCUACAGGCCGAGCUCAAGCUCUACAACUGGUCCGGACUCUUUUGGUCCAAAAUGUAGAGCUUAUAGCACGAUCAAAAACCCUUUUUAUCCAUCCAGGUCAGAUGAAAGUCCAGAAGAAGUCUUCUUUAGAGGUGAACAGUAUCAUGAGCAGGAGCAUCUAGAUGAGAUGGUGGAGCCCAGUUUGGAAGCCGAUGUUGGGAUGAUGUUUGCUGAUCUAGACAGCACCUCUGGGGGACAUACUGAGCUGAAUGAAGUCAGCGAGAGUGGAUUUGAUGAGGAGAUGGUGGAACUGGACGAGUCCAUUUCUGCAGGCAACACCAUGGACAGUCAUCAAAGGGAGCUUCUUAUUCAUGUCAUCCCACCUUCACUGAGCAACUCUGAAGAAAAAAUCAACGAAGGAAUACACUACAGCCUCAAGCCCAACACAUUUGAGGAAGAUGAGACUGAAGGCUUGAUGCGAAGAGCAUCAGUGAUGACAAUAAUCACUGGGGAUAACGAGCAGAGAUUUCUACAAGGCAACUACGUCUUCUCACUCGAUGGGGAGGUUUCGCCGGAUGCUUUGAGCCCAGUAAGUGAGUCUCCAACUGGGUCUCCAAUAGAGGACCUCGGCAGCAUUAGAGAAGGUGUAGAAGAGCUUCAGGAUUCAUCCCAAGCACCAAAGACAACAACUGUACAGAUGAAUAUGUCCUCUCAGUCGCCGAAUGCAACCCUGGAUAAAAUAAGCAGAGAUGUCUGUAGAACACCAAAAGUGUAUAAAAAUGAUUUGUCUGAACGGCCAAAUGCCUCAAAAAAUACAUUAGAGGUCAAAGAGCACCUAAAGCCUCCAACAGAUUCCAUUCAUAAAGAUUCAGAGGAUCAUUCAGACCACUGGGCAAAGAGACGUAAACUCUUCAAGGAGAGCAAACAGCGUAGUUCUGCAGGAGGAAAUUCAAUAUCUAGCAAUAUCACAGAGGAAUCGGACACAAUGAACUCUGAGGACACUCGUUCGGUGGAUAUGUCAAUGCGAGAUAUUGAGGACAGAGGAUUUUACACUGAAACAUUUCACUCAGUUUCAUGGAUAUACCAUGGGGCUGAGGUCACCCAGAACGACAGUCCACACUGCCUCAGAAGCUGUGCUCGACCAGCAGCAAUUCGUGAGCGGACAGUAAAAAUCUGCAAAGGUGUGGGCGAGUAUCCCUGGGGCUUCAGAAUUCAGUUCUCCAAACCCAUAGUGGUUACUGAAGUGGAUACAAAUGGACCAGCAGAGGAAGCAGGGCUGCAGGUUGGAGAUUUUGUGCAGGCGGUAAACGGCACGGAUGUCACCAGUGUACCACACUCAGAAGCAGCUGAUCUCGCACGCCAAGGCCCAGACCUUUUAACUCUCACCAUCGGCUCGGAUAUUGGUCGAACGCCCAACACUCCACGUCCCGCGUGCAGGGGCUACUUACAUAAGCGAACACAGUCGAGUUUCCUGAAGGGCUGGAGAAAGAGAUGGUUCGUGCUCAGACAUGACUGCUGCCUCUACUACUACAGAAACAAGCGCGAUGAAGGGAAGAGUCGGGCCUUGUCUGUGAUGAGUCUGGAGGGGGCGCUGGUGGAGGCUGACAGCACUUUAGGAAAGCCCUUCGUCUUCAGAUGCUGCCCUGUUUCUGGCAACAGAGCUUACUACUUGUGUGCUACAUCAAACCAGGAGAUGAAAAGGUGGCUGGAGGCUAUGGGUAGAGCUGUUCAUCCCAUCACUCAGAAUCACGUGUGGGUGGACGUCACUCGGCACAACUCAAAUCUGCCCCCGCUGGCGGUCAAGAACCCAGAAUGCCUUGGUUUGCUCCAUCAGCUGGACAGAAGCAAAGACUCAUGGGUGCAGUACUACUGCGUGCUGAAAGACGGAUGCCUCUAUUUCUACGUCAGUAUUCGUUCAACAUCCGCCAUAGGAGGAAUCUAUCUACAUGGAUACACAGUGAAAGAUCAGCCGCUGGGGUCCAGAAGAUCCACCAUUGAGCUCAGGCCUCCGUCUGAUGAGUUUAAAGUCUUCUACCUCUGUGCCGAAAAUGGAAACGAGAACAAACGAUGGAUCAGUGCUAUUAAAUCCUCUAUAACAAAAUGGCUGCCACUGCAUCAAGCAAUUCAAGACUACAUGAGUCGGCCAGCCGAGGAAACGAGAAUGUGAACAAGACUGACCUCGAUUCUGCCAGCGUUGAUGACAUGAUGGUGAAGAUCCUAUGCCUUACAGACAAAUCAUACUACUGCGUUUCAAAUCAGCUGGACACUUUACUACCCAAUUCAAUGCAAUACCCAAUACAAUUUUACAGUUUGACAAGUUGGUGGAUUUAAUCAAUCCAUAUUAGGCAAAAAAGCCGCCCUAAACAUAACUAAUAUUAAACAGCACAGAUCAAAGAAAGUGUAGGAGUCAGUGGUGUGUGAGCUAAAUGGGUUAAAACGUGCAAAUGACUGCAGAAAUUACCCAAAAUUUGAAAGAGUUGAGAUAAGAAUUGCUAGAUUGUGUUGAGUCUUUAAGGUUUUGAUAGACUUCAUGGUUUUGAUAAACUAGUUGUUGAUUAGAUCAUGGAACUGACUCUGAAUUUGAGUAAUUACACUCCAUAAAUGGUUAGUUGGCUUGUUGUCACAGGAGAUGCUGCAUGUAGGAUUGACACAUAGUGGUUGAAUUAGGAAUUUCAGUCCAAAUUCAAAAUGUUGAAGAGGUUUUUUUUUACCUGGCCCCCAACAAUGAUUUAGACAAACACAGGUUGCCAGAUUGAUGACACAAACAGGAAUGAGCUUGUCUGGUGAUCAAGCCCCGCAAUGCAAGUUGAUCAGACAAUAUUUACAUUUGUAAUAAUUUAAUUGUUUGCGUUAUUGCAUUUCUUUUCAGAGGCUCAUACAUUGAGUUUUCAUGACUGAAAUUAAAUACACUGGCUGCGUUCAGAAUCGCCUACUACUCAGCAGGUACUACAUUUGAAUUUAAACGCAGUACUUGGCCGUUUGAAUGUGAGAAGUAUGAAUGGAAUACUGACGUACUACAUCCUCCAUUUUGUUAUGGUCAUGUGACCUACUUUACCAGCAUCAGUUGCGUCGCUUACUUCCUAUUCAUCAAUUCUCUCGCAGGGCAUCAUGGGAUAGCGCAGAGUGAUUGGGAUGCGCACUUCAGAAUCUCGUGGGAAGUAGUAGAUCAUCUGGGUGUUUCUCGCAUACUGAUUUUCAAAUUCUAUGAAUUCUGAUAUACUAUUCGGCUCGAAUACCGAUUUUAGCGUACUAUAUAGUAUGGAAGUAUGCUGUUUUAGAUGCAGCCACUGUGUUUUCCACCAAGGCAACCCAAUGUGCCAAAAAUGAUUGGAUAACCUUAUAGUGGGCGAAGUUACAUAGACCAUAGACCACAUUGUUUUACAUAGACCAAAACAGACAGACAAUCCCACAUGGGACUCAAAAUAAAAAUGAGAAUAAUUGACUUUAACAUUGUUUUUUGGACAAACAAGCAUGUGAAAACGAGCUGCAAAGAUAUUAUGGCAUAUUUAUACUUUAGAAGAGUCAAAAACUUACAUACAGCACCUUAAACCACUCCAAAGAACAACUAAAGAAGCAGCACCGAUGCUACAUGCAGUAGCACUUAAAUUGGUUCCCCUAUGAAUGCAAGCCAAGGAACCAUUUAGCAGUGCUAAACAGUCCCUCAAAUACCCCAAAGAAUUGACUUGACACAAAUUUGCAUAUACAAAGUCACUUUGCAUUAACAAAAAUCUAAAUAUAAUUAAAAUAAUUGUAAAAAAAAAAAAAAUUGCAGUCAAGCAUGUUGAAGGUUAAAGUAGUAGUAGCAGCAGAAACAAUACACCAUUCAUCGACCAUAGGCAACAUUUACGCCUAAUUUUUUGUUAUCUGACCAAAACCAAUAACAUUAUACCGCAUUUGUUAGCAUUUAUAGCAUUUAGCAUUUAUUGGCCAAUAUUAAUAUGGCUGCCAAUAUCAUGCAUUACUAUGCAUUGCAUCCUCACAACUAAAUUUGAAAACUGUUUAGUGUUUUCUGCUGGUUAGCGAAGCCCUAGAGAACCAUCUAAACUGUUAAAUAACACACUGGUGGUUAAAAUAAUAGCAGAUUGCUCUCAGUUUAUUAAAACUCUAAAAUUCCAGCUAAAUUAGUUUCCCUAUUGUUAAUAAAUCAGCUAGUAAAAGACUUUAACGUUUUGUUAUACUAGGCUAGCAUGUGUGGAAAUGCUAAUGUGUGUUUCAGCUAAGUUUGUUCCCCACCAACAAAUACAAAUAUCUGAGCAGUCAAAGACUUAAAAAUGCACUUAAAUUCUCUGCAAACGUUCAUGAUGAAUCUAAAAUAACUCCGAAAAAAUCUUCAAGUGCUUUUAUGACAGCAAAGCAGCAGUGAGAACUUGAAGUUGUCACAGCAAGCAGAAACACUGCAUGCUACGCUGUGAUAGGCACCAUUUAUGCCUAAUUUUGUUAUAAGACCAAAAACAAUUACAUUAUACAGCAUUUAUUAGCUUUUAUAGCAUUUAGGAUUUAUUGACCAAUAUUAACAUGGCUGCCAAUAUCACAACUAAUCUGUUAAAUAACACACUGGUGUUUAAAAUAAUAGCAGAUUGCUCUCAGUUUACACAAACUCUAAAACUCCAGUAAAAUUUUCAGAACAUUUUUGAAUUAGUUUCCCUAUCUAGUGUUGAUAAAUCAGCUAGUAAAAGACUUUAAAGUUUUGUUAUGCUAGGCUAGCAUGUGUGGAAAUGCUAAUGUGUGUUUCAGUUUGUUCCACCAACAAAUACAAAUAUCUGAGCAGUCAAACACUAAAAAAUGCACUAAAAUUCUCUGCAAACAUUCAUGAUGAAUCUUAAAAUAGCUCCAGAAAAAGUCUUCAAGUGCUUUUAUGACAGCAGAGCAGCAGCGAGAACAUGCAGUUGUCACAGCAACCAGAAACACUGCAUGCUGUGCUGUGACGGCAACUAGAGGCUUAGGAACAUAUAAGUAGAAACAUAAAGACGUACAAGGCUUCAGACUAGCUUUACUUAUUCAUUUGACACAAGCAAGUGAAACUGACUGACAUUUUUUUGUUUCUAUCCCAAGUUUGCAUGAUUUCCUAGUGUUAUUUUGAGAUCACUUGAUUCUUUACAUUCUGCUAACCUUUUUGUUUCAUACUUUGCAUUUUUAUGACAUGUUUUUCAUUUUCUGGAUUUAUAAACUUGUACAUAAUACACAUUCUUUUUUAAACGGUUUUGCUGUAUAGCUAGGAGCAAUGCGUUU
Danio rerio (zebrafish) is the source of this 6886-nucleotide messenger RNA. Lineage: Eukaryota; Metazoa; Chordata; Actinopteri; Cypriniformes; Danionidae. The record is from RefSeq and is a predicted model, not a curated record.